Molecule: messenger RNA, 678 nt
Organism: Penaeus vannamei (Pacific white shrimp)
Lineage: Eukaryota; Metazoa; Arthropoda; Malacostraca; Decapoda; Penaeidae
Product: piggyBac transposable element-derived protein 4-like
Source: RefSeq, a predicted model, not a curated record
AUGACGGGAUGGGAGGACACGACCGUGAAGGAGGUUCGUACUUAUCUUGGGCUGCGGUUCUUGAUGGGGCUGCAGUCCAAGAGGCAAAUGCGAGACUUCUGGUCUCGCGACCCUCUGAUGUCGUCGGCGAUUUUCCCGCAGACGAUGUCGCGCGACAGAUUUGAUCAGCUGACAGCAGCACUACACUUCGCAGACAACCAGGCCGAGCGUCAAGCAGAUGAUCGACUCUGGAAGCUGAGGCCUGUCGUAGAUGUGCUCGACAGGCAAUUUAGAGAAGUUUUUGUGCCAAACAAGGUCGUCUCCAUUGACGAGAGCCUUUGGGCCUUCAAGGGGCGCCACCAGGCUCUGCAGUUCGUGCCCAACAAGAGAGCACGCAGGGGAAUAAAGGUAUACAAGCUCUGCUCGAGUUUGGGGCCAGAGGCCGGCUACACCACCGCCUUUCGUAUCUACAUGGGGAAGGAUCGCGGGGACGUCCCCGCGAGCAUGAAGGCGGUGAUAGACCUGCUGGAGAGAGUGGGCCUCAUGGACAAGGGGUACGAAGUACAUACCGACAACUGGUACUCGUCCCUAGUCUGUUCCACCACCUACAAAAAAGAAAAACAAGCGCUGUCGGUACGGUCAGAAGCAACAGGAAGCAGAUGCCGACAGACCUGCAGGCAAAAGGGCGAGGAAGUGUAG